This is a messenger RNA of Betta splendens (Siamese fighting fish), 1896 nucleotides long. RefSeq names its product trypsin-like. Lineage: Eukaryota; Metazoa; Chordata; Actinopteri; Anabantiformes; Osphronemidae. The coding region runs from base 513 to 1271 and encodes 252 amino acids. Gene Ontology annotation, molecular function: serine-type endopeptidase activity. The record is from RefSeq and is a predicted model, not a curated record. The transcript is spliced from 4 exons. Gene Ontology annotation, biological process: proteolysis.
GAGCGCGCUGAUACAGUAUAGAUGAACCUGCUCGGCAUGGUACUACGCGUUGCCGUGGCAACAGUGUAAGGCCUUUCAACAAGUCGGGAGGGUCAGGAGAAAGACUCGCGAUAGUGAUGGGAUGGAGGGGGGGCUGGGGCCGUUUUUGAAGGUGAACUCUGUGUUUUUUUUCCUCCCUCCCUCUGAAUCAGCGCUGUGUUGGGCCCCGGCGCUGCUUGAUGAACGAUGACAUUAAAAACUUUUUUUUUUCUAUCUAGCCACUCUGCUCUGUGUCCAGAGCGGAGUGGCUGCCCGGGCUGGACUGGCUGACAGGAGCACAGGACGGUGGCUGCCGUGCGGUGAUGGGGACCAGGCCGAGCCCUUCGUCAGCUGCGAUGAGGCUCGUGUGUUUGUAUGUGCUGCUGCUGCGCGUCGUGACAGUCGACGUAUCUCUAAAUGUCUGGAUGUGGGAGAUCUUCACAGACGUUUGAGGCUACUAUGAAUCUUCUUGCUCCGACGCAGGCCUGGUGCUGAUGCACGGCCGCAUCAUAGGUGGCUACGCCGCUGUGCCCAACUCCAUCAGAUACAUUGUGUCCCUGCAGAGCACGAGGGGCCAGCACUUCUGUGGCGGGUCACUGGUUCACCGGUACUGGGUGCUGACCGCCGCCCACUGUAACAUCGGGCUGGAGCACAUGAUGAUCGUGGCCGGUGACUACACCGUCAACACCUUCGAGGGCACCGAGCAGUACGCCAAGCCCCACCGGCUGGUCACCCACCCUCUGUACAACCCGAGCACCAACAACGCGGACGUCAUGCUCAUUAAGCUGCGCGCCCCCAUGGUGCUGAACGGGUACGUGGCGCUGGCGCCGCUUCCCAGGCAGGGGACGGGCGUGGUCGAAGGCCGCGUGUGUCGGGUGUCUGGGUGGGGCCACAGCAGUCUGGGUGGAGGCCAGGCGCCCUUUACCCUGAGGACGGUGGCCGUUCCCAUUGUGUCGGCCGCGAGGUGCAACAGCAGCGAGUCCUUCGCCGGAAACAUCACCUCAAACAUGAUCUGCGCCGGUUACAGGACGGGUGGAAGGGAUGCGUGCAAGGUACACGGGGAGAUGCUAUCGCGCCUUGCAUUAGCGCCCCGGCCGUGUGAAUGCUACCGCUCCAAUCCGUUGAUCUUUGGAACGACAUCAGAUGCAUUUGGAAAUAAUAAUAAAUUCCCCACGGCACCGGCCUUUAUUCCCCGUCUAUAUCAAAUAGCGCAGGGUCCUCUUUCCAGCAGCUACAUUAGAGGAAAACAAUAAUGCAGUUUUGGGAAGUUGGUCCUGGUGGCAAUAUGAGGAUACAGUUCAUUAUGUCAGUGUUGAUUCAGCUACGAGCUUUUAUUAAGCAGACGCGUCAUCCGCCUUUAUAGGUUUGAAGAGAUAGUAAGAAACAGCAGCCACUUAAAGGAAUUAUUUGAGAAAUCCUCUAAAACAGGACACCAAACUUUAGAAAAGAAAGAAAAUAUGUCUUUGAAAAUAUGAAAGAUGCAACAUUGCGUUGUUGGAAUGACGGUGUGAAGAGCGUAGUCGCGGCACAUCUUGUCGCCUCCCGUCUGUUUGGCCACAGCUCUCGUCCGCAUCACACCUUGAAUUCUCACUGGCAACAGCAGCGGGGGAAGGACCGUCUGGUCCCUCUGCUCCGCGUGGCUGUGGACGUGUUCAUACAGAGCCCGCUGCUCGUUGCCUCCUCCAUCUGCCCACGUCGGUCCGCGCUGAUGCGCUGUGUGUGUGGGCCUGCUCUGUUGCAGGGGGACUCUGGCGGCCCCCUGGUGUGCGGGGGUCGCGUCUACGGGCUGGUCUCCUGGGGCAACGGCUGCGGGGACGCCAGGUUCCCGGGGGUCUACACGGCCGUGUCCAGGUUCCGCCGAUGGAUCGACCAAAUCAU